Molecule: messenger RNA, 1131 nt
Organism: Ipomoea nil (Japanese morning glory)
Lineage: Eukaryota; Viridiplantae; Streptophyta; Magnoliopsida; Solanales; Convolvulaceae
Product: peroxidase 10-like
Exons: 4
Coding region: 59-1021 (320 amino acids)
Biological process (GO): response to oxidative stress; hydrogen peroxide catabolic process
Molecular function (GO): peroxidase activity; heme binding
Source: RefSeq, a predicted model, not a curated record
AUUCUGAGACAUAACAAUCUUAGCUUAGUACAAGUAGUGUAUUGUGCAUUUGAAAGAUAUGAAAGGCUUCAGAGUUUCAAUCAUAUCAUGGUUUUGUUUCUUGUUUCUGUGUUGUUUUGUCUAUGGGCAGCUUGAUUACAACUAUUAUGAUGCCAGUUGCCCCAACCUGACAAGAAUUGUCAAGUAUAGUGUCUGGUCUGCUAUCUCCAAUGAUACGAGGAUGGCUGCCUCUCUCCUUCGUCUCCAUUUCCACGACUGCAUUGUUAAUGGAUGUGAUGCGUCUGUGUUGCUCGACGGUGGGGAGAAGAAUGCGAAGCCGAACAAAGGCUCAGCCAGAGGGUUUGAGGUCAUUGACACAAUAAAAGCCAAUGUGGAGAAGUUCUGUCCAAACACUGUUUCAUGUGCUGAUAUACUCACUCUUGCAGCUAGAGAGGCUAUCUAUUUGAUUGGAGGGCCCUUUUGGUCUGUGUCGUUUGGGCGCCGAGAUGGCCUGACAACAAGUGAGGAUGCAGCUAACAACCAGGUCCCUUCACCCUUUGAGCCACUGGAAAACAUCACAGCAAAGUUUGUCUCAAAGGGGCUUGACAUUAAGGAUAUGGUUGUUCUUUCAGGUGGACAUACCAUAGGAUUUGCUCAGUGCAUCACAUUCAAGCAAAGGCUGUUUGAUUUUGAUGGGGCUGGCAAUCCUGAUCCAACACUGGAUGCAUCCAUGCUAAGCAACCUGCGAAGCCUCUGCCCGAACCAAGACGAUUCGGACCCGAAUUUGGCCCCUCUAGAUGCUGUGACCACCAACAAGUUUGACAAUGUAUAUUUCAAGAAUGUGGUGAACAACACUGGGUUGCUUCAGUCAGACCAAGCUCUGGUGGCUGACAAUACCACUGCCCAGAUGGUGCUUGGUUACAGCAGGUACCCAUAUCUGUUCUUGAAGGAUUUUGCUGCAUCAAUGGUGAAACUGGGCAGUGUGGGUGUGCUUACAGGGAAAGAUGGAGAGAUAAGGAAGAAUUGUAGAGUUGUGAAUUAGUGAAAUGUAAUGGAUUCGGCCCUGUAUAAUGUGGUUUAGUUCUCAGGUCCUCUAUGUGAAAAUGAAAACUUAUAGCCAUUUAUGGCUUCCAAUAACUUUGGACUUCUUUG